UCCUUCUUCCUGUGAGCGUUGUGUUUUUGGUGCAUGAGGUCAGGACCAGGUUUGUGUUAAUGUCCGAUGAGGCGCGUUAACCUCUGAUUGAAAUGUCACCCAGUAAUGAAACCUCAUGCUUCGUUCACCAUCGGGAUUUAAAGAACAAUUAAAAAGACGACAAAAAAAGAUCCAGUAAAAUGAAAACAUUUUUUUAUGCUUUCCUGCUUCUGGUUCCUGGAAACAGGGAAUGGGAGGAUGGUGAGACUCCCACUCGUGUUUUGUUUUCGCAAUAGCAGCUUGAUUUAUGUUUCCUCUGUGUGGAGCCUUUAAAACAGAACACUUGCUGCUUUUCUGCCAGUUAAACGGCAUCAUGGUGUCAGAGAGGGAAGCGCUCGUCGGUGCUGCUUUUCUUCUGUUUGCCUUCGUUCUGCAGAGCGAGGGGAUAAUCGGGGGCAGAGAGGCUGCAGCGCACUCUCGGCCCUACAUGGCCUCCAUCCAGCUGCAGGAAGGAGAGACCAUGAAACAUGAAUGUGGAGGAUUUGUGAUCGCGGAUCAGUGGGUGAUGACUGCGGUUCACUGUAUGCCAACCGGGGCAAAUGGAAGGAAAGUAGUGCUGGGUGUCCAUUCUCUGAGUGCUAAUGAAGAGACAAAGCAAACCUUUGACAUUAUGGAACUUCACAACCAUCCAGACUACAGAGAGUUAAAUUACGAUAACGACAUUGCUUUAAUCAAACUGGAUCGUCCAUUUAACGCCUCAGAGGCCGUGAGGGCUGUGGAAUUCCUCCGAGCCGGCGGCACGAACCCCGACACCGGCGCCGAGGUCGAGGCGGCCGGCUGGGGGUCGACCGACAACCUGGGGACCAGACCGGACACCCUGAAAGAGGUGGUCAUCGAGGUGAUGAGCUCCAGGCGGUGCAAGCGCAGCGACUACUUCGGAUCGAAGUUCACCGACAACAUGAUCUGUGCGCACAAGGUGUGCGCAGACCCCUGUGAUCAGCCGCAUAAGAAAGAAGACACCUGUGACGGCGACUCCGGUGGUCCGCUGCUCUACAACGGCGUCGUAGUGGGCAUCACCUCCAACGGAGGAAAAAAGUGUGGCCAGGUGAAAAAGCCCGGGAUCUACACCAUCAUCUCCCACUACACCGAGUGGAUCGACAGGACCAUGGCCGUGGAUUCCAGCGCCGAGCCGCAACAGAGCAGUUAAAUAAAGGAGGGCACGUUUACACAGCUAUUAGAAGACAUGUCUCCCCCCACAGCUUCUGCUUCUUCUCAGUCAGCGGUUAUCACACUGGAAGCGGCUCUGUUUAUAUAUUGUGCUAAUUUGUAACAAAUGUCUUUAGGGAUAGAUCUCCAGCAUAAGGGACGUAGUGAAACCACCUGCACAAAUUCACAUUUAUUGAUACACAAUAAAAUACACCUGAUCU
This is a messenger RNA of Mugil cephalus (flathead mullet), 1406 nucleotides long. RefSeq names its product complement factor D (adipsin) (gene cfd). NCBI's taxonomy places the organism in Eukaryota, Metazoa, Chordata, Actinopteri, Mugiliformes, Mugilidae. The record is from RefSeq and is a predicted model, not a curated record. Gene Ontology annotation, biological process: proteolysis. The transcript is spliced from 5 exons. Gene Ontology annotation, molecular function: serine-type endopeptidase activity. Bases 287 to 1186 code for a protein of 299 amino acids.